Penicillium cataractarum is the source of this 1911-nucleotide messenger RNA. RefSeq names its product electron-transferring-flavoprotein dehydrogenase. Gene Ontology annotation, biological process: electron transport chain. The transcript has 3 exons. Gene Ontology annotation, molecular function: electron-transferring-flavoprotein dehydrogenase activity; iron-sulfur cluster binding. NCBI's taxonomy places the organism in Eukaryota, Fungi, Ascomycota, Eurotiomycetes, Eurotiales, Aspergillaceae. Gene Ontology annotation, cellular component: mitochondrial inner membrane. The coding region runs from base 1 to 1911 and encodes 636 amino acids. The record is from RefSeq and is a predicted model, not a curated record.
AUGGCGUCCAAAGGCGCCGUCUUGCCUCUGUUGAGGCGCGAGAUGCGAUGCUCCUCUUCCCGACUCGCACGAGCUACCCCCACGCUCGCCGUCCCCGUUUGCUCUCCUGCCACUUCCUUCGCAACCUCCCGUCGACAAAUUGCUCGCCGCUCCGCACCUUUCCUUCCACCUACCCAGAUCCGCGCCUUUUCGCAAUCAGUAACACGCCGGUUUGACGACGAGGAUGGAAACUUUGACCCCCGGUCCAUCGAGCGAGAGUCCGAUGAGGUGGAUGUCUGCAUUGUCGGUGGUGGCCCCUCCGGUCUCGCCGCCGCCAUUCGGUUGAAGCAGCUCGCGAAUGAAGCUGGCAAUGAGGAUUUCCGGGUGAUUUUGUUGGAGAAGGCCGGCGAGCUCGGUGCUCAUAUCGUCUCCGGCAAUGUUCUCGAGCCGACCGCGUUGAACGAGCUUCUCCCCGACUGGCUGUCAGAGGAUAACCCCGACCGCUUCGAGGGCGCGACUCCCGCCAAGGGCGACAAGAUGCGCUACCUCACUAAGAACUCGUCAUUCCCCCUCCCCACCCCGCCGCAGAUGCACAACCACGGCAACUACAUCAUCAGUUUGAACGAGUUGACCAAGUGGUUGGGUGAACGUGCGGAAGAGCUCGGUGUGGAGGUUUACCCCGGAUUUGCCGCCAGUGAGGUCGUCUACAACAGUGAUGGCUCGGUCAAGGGUGUCGCGACGAAUGAUCUCGGAAUUGGCCGAGAUGGCCAGCCGAAGGAUACCUUUGAGCGCGGUAUGGAGUUCCAUGCCCGCGUCACUCUCCUUGCGGAGGGAUGCCACGGCAGCUUAACCAAGCAGGUGAUGAAGAAGUUCGAUCUGCGCCGGGACAGCCAGCCCCAAACGUACGGUCUGGGUAUUAAGGAGAUCUGGGAGAUCCAGCCCGAGAAGUUCAAGUCGGGUGAGAUUACUCACUCGAUGGGCUACCCUCUGCCCAAGGAUACCUAUGGUGGCGCUUGGAUGUACCACUUUGGUGACAACAUGGUCAGCAUCGGUCUGGUGGUUGGUUUGGACUACCCCAACCCGUGGCUUUCACCGUAUGGAGAGUUCCAGAAGCUGAAACAACACCCCGUGUUCCGGGAAGUGCUGGAGGGCGGCAAGUGUAUCUCCUACGGUGCUCGUGCGCUGAACGAGGGUGGCUUCCAGUCCAUCCCCAAGUGCGCUUUUCCCGGUGGUGCUCUGAUCGGUGAUACGGCUGGUUUCCUGAACGUCCCUAAGAUCAAGGGUACCCACACUGCUAUGAAGUCGGGCAUGCUGGCCGCCGAGGCUACCUAUUCUGCUCUGCAAAGUAAGAAUGAGGGCACGGUAUUCCUGUUCGACUAUGAGAAGUCUUUGCGGAAUUCGUCCAUCUGGAAGGAGCUGUACGAGGUGCGCAACAUCCGCCCCUCUUUCAACAGUUGGCUGGGCUUCUGGGGUGGUCUGCUCUACUCUGGAUUGGAAGCUAUGAUCUUCCGCGGCCGUGUGCCCUGGACUCUCAGCCACCACGGUACGGAUGCCGCGGCCACCAAGCCCGCCUCGCAGUACAACAAGAUCGAGUACCCCAAGCCCGAUGGUGAGGUCACUUUCGACAUUCUGACCAGCGUGAGCCGCACGGGUACCAAUCACGAGGAGGACCAGCCAGUCCACCUCCAGGUGAAGGACUGGGAAGCACACAAGGACCUCGCCUGGCCGGUGUAUAAGGGUGUGGAGAACCGGUUCUGCCCGGCCGGUGUGUACGAGUAUGUUGAGGAUCCCACCAAGCAGCACGGUGUCCGAUUCCAGAUCAACGCUCAAAACUGUAUUCACUGCAAGACCUGUGAUAUCAAGGUUCCUACCCAGGAUAUCAACUGGCAGACUCCCCAGGGUGGAGAGGGUCCUAAGUAUAUCAUGACUUGA